Molecule: messenger RNA, 4675 nt
Organism: Drosophila serrata
Lineage: Eukaryota; Metazoa; Arthropoda; Insecta; Diptera; Drosophilidae
Product: zf-C3Hc3H domain-containing lethal (3) L1231
Cellular component (GO): nucleus
Source: RefSeq, a predicted model, not a curated record
CGGCUCUCAUUCUUGUUUUGCAUCGACGCACCAAAGCAGAAAUUAAAGAGGAGAAGAAGAGCAAGGGCAACAACAGGAACACCACAGCAGCAACAGAAAGAACGGCAAGCGCUGGGAAAAAAGCAAAAGCGUCAACGGCAACGGCUUCACAUUGGACAUGUCAUGUCAGCAAGUCUCCAGAUUCCAAGCAGCCACAUUAGCUAAAAGCACACCAGCCAGCAGGAGAAUUGCCACCGCAGCAGCAGCCGCAGCAGCAACACUGACGCCGGUGGAAAGCAUUGCCGCCGCCAAGACGACGUCCGAGGACACGGAUCCCUAUGCCUUCACAGAGACCGUGGCAGUCGCACCGCCCAUUUUAUUUAAUGCACAGAAAUCGCGAACCCGCUUAAGCGACAGCAGCAGCAGAAGCAGCAGCAACAAGAGGCAGUCGGCGACAGCAGCUGCGGCGAGCAGGAAGGCGAAUCUGGUGCUCCAACUGAAUGCCACAGCAGCAGCAGCCACCGCAAAGGCGCAGGCGUCUUUGGCGACUAACACCACCACAACCACAACGAAUUUCCAUCAUGUCACGCAAUCUCAGAGACAGUCCGCUUUGUCGCCAGUGUUGCAAUUGCAACUGCCGCUGCAAUCGUUGCAGUCACAGUCGCAGGCAUCACCGAAACGGGCCACCAACGUGUGCAUAGUCCGCCCGCAACAGCAGCAGCAGGAGAAGGAAAAGGAGUCCUGUCAGGCAACGGUUGCCCCUCCACCACCGCCACUCUAUUCCCAUACGCCGUCGCUGUGGCAGACGCCGCUGCUGCUGGACAAUGGCCAAAAACAAACCCAGCCGCAGCCUAAGCAGCAGAAGCAGUCGCAGCAGCUGCAACAGAAACCGUCGCAGCCAUUGCAGCAGAACAAACAACAGCAAAAGCAAAUUGUCCAGCAGCAGCAACACCAAAAGCAGCAACUUCUACACCAACAGCACCUCCAGCAACAGCAAAAGCAGCAGCAACAGUUGCUUCUUCAGCAGCAACAGCUAACUCUUCAGCAGCAGCAGUCGAUCGCCGUUUCGCUGGUCAGUCCGCCCACAUCGCCCGCCUCGUUAACCUCGCCCACAUUGCCACCAGCCACCGGUGCUGUGACCGCCAUGGUGGCGCCGAUCUCUGUAUCGCCCAAGGGUGGAUUGCCAUUGCCGCCAUCGAAAUUCCAUCAUACAACGUUGGCGCAACACUUGCAGAAGGUGGAAUGUUUGAAGAAAAAGAAGUCCUUGCCGUUGGCUAGCCAAAACAACAACAACAACAUAAAGAUGCUGAAUAACAACAAUAUGGUGGAAUCACUGAACAAACCGGUGCUGGCGCAGGGCUCGAACUAUAAUCAGACGCAGCCGCCACCACUGACGGUGUUCAAUAGUUCAACAGUGGCAACACCACCUCCACCGAUUGCCGCUUCGCCACAGAAACAUUCCUCCGGCAACAAUGGCGAUAACACUGGUGAUCUCAACGAGAUUCCCGUCAACGUUAUCUUCCGCAUGCCUCCAGUAGCAGGAGCUAGUGCAGCGCAGGCAACCGAUGGAGCAACGGGUAUUAAGAUGGUGACACCUCUAACGCCGCCCACACCGCCGGAGUUGUCGGCUCCCCCUUUGCUUGCUCACAUGCAUCCGCCAACGCCCACAGCUUGUGUUCCGGCUCUGACUGUUCCCAGCAACAAAGGCCUCAAUGUGGUUUCUCCGCCAGCUGUUCCCAGCUCCGAAAUUGUUUUUUCAUCACCUCCCAGCGCUUUGCAAGCCCCAUCACUUACAACAACCCCCGCCCCAGCAGCAGCCAAGAAAAAUGAACAAAUGUCUUCCAAAGCGGCCGCCAAACGUCAAGCUUCAACCACACCAAGGAGAGGCAACAACAACAAUAUUGCAGCUAAGAAAUUGCCAACCACUGCGGCGAUGCCACCGCCGCCGCCACAGGAACCAGUUGCAACGUCGCCAUCUCCGGUGUCCAUUAAAUCGGAACCCUCCGCGCAUCGCCAGCGUCGCCGCAAGCCCUCCUCCAAUCGCUGCUGCUCGGUGACUUUGAGUGAGAACGAGACCUUUCUGCCGGACUCGCCCUACUGCUUGCAGCAGCACUGGCUGCACUCUAGUUCUAGCCGGGAUCUGUCUCUGGAGAUGCCGCUCUCCCCUAGCAAUCGGCGUGAAGAACGGAUCGCUAUGCGGAAAGGACAAUUGCGGCGGCAGGCCCUCCAGCUGUUGUCCACACGUUCGCUGCAGGACAUGCCUAUGAGGGCGGCCAGACAACGGUUGCAAUGUGUCCAAAAUUUGCUGCUAAAGUACCAGGAUCAUGCCGGUCAACAGCAGGGAAUUGGCAUUGGCAAUCGCUGUCUAGUGGCCAAUUGCAAAUUGCCAACGCUUAGCAUGGCGGCGCACUGCGAUCGCCACAUUGUGAACAACAGCACCCAGCAAUUGUUCCAGCCCUGCGUGGCCUGGCGAAUGGAUGGAACUGCCUGCCAGGCUCCUGUCUUCGAUGUCCUGCACACGCUAGCCCUGUGCACAGUACACAGUCACCUGCGUGCUGGCCUGGAUGCAGCUCGUCCGCCGCCAAAGCAUGCGGCACCAGUUUCUGGAGCUGUGACGAUGUGUGUACCCGUUAAGCAGCGCAAGCGCAAAGCCAAUCCAAAUCCUGUGGCGCGUCCGCAGAAACGGGGCAGGAAACCGGCAGCCGGCGAGCAGCCGAUCACCGGCAGCAUCAACAGUGGAGCAGUGAUGAGCAACCUGCCACUCAUACCAACGGCAGGAAUGGGAAUGCAACGCAAAAACAGCACCACUUCGCUGGAGUCUAUUGCCAGCAACUCGCACUCCUCGGCCGCCUCGCACUCGCAGGUGUUGCCCUACACGCCAGCACCACAGACUAUGCCACAAUUGUCCAUACCGCCGGCCUUGGCUCCGCUUAGUGGGGAUUAUCAGUCCAAGCUGCAGCAGCAGCCGCAGCAGCAACCGCUCUUGGUCCCUAAAUUGGAGACAGGGGAGCUGCCACUGUUCACUGACCACCAGCAGCAGCAACAUUUGGAUAUUAAGGCCGAAGAAAUUAGCCAAAUUGUUGCCCAAUUGGCAGCUGCUGGUGGGGACUUACACCAAAACAACAACAAUAAUAGUAGCAACCACAAUCAUAAUACUAACAACAAUAGCGUGCACUUCAACAAUAAUAACAACAAUAUAAGCUAUAGCAACAAUAAUAACCAGCACAGUUUCCCCUCAUUCAACACGGCUUUUGGCAAUGCUAUGGGUCAGCCCAUAGUUACAACAACACCAGUAACAGCAACAAUCACGCACAACGGUUCAGCUGUUACUCCAGCUCCUGCUAUCCUGGCCAAUACGGCAGAUUUGCUGGGACAGGAUAUGUUUGGAAUCUGUGAAAACAGCUCAGCUUAUGCCAGUUCCGAGGACACGGGUCUGGGUGGAAUCAGCGAGUCGGAGCUAAUGGCGGGCGCUCACGAUGCUGAUGAUAUAGCAUUGAACGGUGCCCAUUUGCUGGAAGAGCACGAUCUGGUCAAUGUGUUCGACACGCUGCCGGACGAUGCCUUCAACGAGCUGUUCCAAUCCGUGCAACAAGCCGAGUGCGAGGCCAUGGACCGGGCGCUGGAGAUUGCCGAUAAGAACCUCAAGUGUCUGCAGCAGACGAUCGGCGGUUCGGCGGACAGUGCCGAUUUCCUUAACGAUUUCCUCGACGUGAGCGAUGAUCUGCUGGCGGAUGCCGUGAUGCACUCACCGAACACGUCCGGCAUCGAUGCCGCCACGCUGUUUGUGGACAGCAGCAGCGGCGGCGGCAACAGCAGCAGUAACGGCGCCUCCACCGACAUCCGGGGCCUAGUGCUGCAAACCUAAUUUGCGCCGCUUUCCAGGCUGACUAUAUAUUUUCAAGAGAGACAGAGAUUUUUAAAACUUUUACUUCUGAGCAAACUCCGCCAAGAAAUUUUCAAUCAUUUUCUUUACAAUUUCGGACAAAUUUUCGAUUCAUAUCUCAAUUUAAACGAAUCCGUUUAGAUACAAUUUGUUGCUUAAUAUAGCAUUCAGAAAUUCAUUCACAUAUGCGUUACUGUAAAAAUCUAAACAAAGAAAAAAAAUACAUAAAACUUAUAUAAAAUCUGAAAAAAAAUGUCCAAAAAUAUAUAAAUAUUAAUUCAAUUUAAACAAAGAAAGGUACGGAGUUUAGAAGAAACUUAAUAUUGUAAAUUCGCGGGAAACUGUAGCAUUACAUAAUUCUCUUAAAGUAAUUUAAUUUGUUAGUGAACCAACAACAGAGGAUUGUGUAGAGAGCAGCUUUAUUAAACCUAUAAAUAAACGAGAAAAAGUAUAUUUAUAAAAGUAACAGCAAACAGAAAGCAGAAAACCGAAUUAGUAGGAAAUAUAGCAACAAAUUAAAACUUCUGAAGUAAAAUAAAAGGCACCGAACGCGAAACAUUGCGUGAGUUCGUUGAAAGCCUAAAAAAAGUAAGCCUAGAAUUUUGUUUAAACAUUUUGUGAGCGCGCAUUUAAAACAACAAGAACGACAACAAAAACACUGUACACAGCCCAAAAAAAAAAUCGCAAUUCAUUAAGGAAACCAGAAAAAGAUAAACAAAAGCUAGUUAAGCAAAGAGUUUUAGUUUUGUUUAUUUCUUGAUUUGCACUAUACACUAACACACAGCAUAAGCAAAAAACAACACACAACAUACA